Messenger RNA from Prunus avium (sweet cherry), 3268 nucleotides. The record is from RefSeq and is a predicted model, not a curated record. Lineage: Eukaryota; Viridiplantae; Streptophyta; Magnoliopsida; Rosales; Rosaceae.
UCUCUCUCUCUCUCUCUCUCCUCUUUUCUCUUAUUCUCUUUGCGUGAAUCACAAAGCCAUCUGGCCACAAAAGACUAGGCUGCGGCUUGAGAUCCCGAUCUGGAAAUUGAAGAGUUGGAGCAGUGUGACUUGGUAAGAUGCCUAUCUAAAAGUUGAUGAGAGAAAAUCUGGGACAAAUACUGUGAUGGUUUCGUUAUGGAAGAAGGCGCUGAUGAACUGGAAAGGUAAUGGAGAGCUUGGAAAGCGCAUUGAACAGAGGAGCUUCAAAAUCUUUCUCCUUCACACCAUUGGAGUAACCCUAGAUCUAAAAGGAGAAAACGCCAGGAUCACCUAACGAUCCAAAGGAAAUACUUUUUACUUCAUCAAACUUCAAACCACGACGACCCCGAAUUCAUGAACAAGAUGAAGAAAGCCUUCACCACCCCAACAUCCCUUGAUCGUGAACUUGAGCCAUCGCCGGUUAUGAAAGAGUCAGUGACAGCCGUGGAGAAGAUCGUCGGCUACAGCUUCAAGAACAAGAGGCUUCUAGAAGAAGCUCUCACCCACCCCUCCGUCCCUGGGUCCGCUUCGUAUCAACGCCUCGAGGUCCUCGGCGACAGCGUUCUGAACCACGCAGUCACCAACUACUUCUUUUGUAUGGCUGACCGCCGGAAGUUCAACCAAGACCAAAUCACUAAGCUACGCUCCGCUAACGCUGGCAACCUCAAGCUCGCCCGCGUCGCUGUUCGCCUUGGGCUUUAUCCCUACCUUCGCCGCUACAAUACACCUGUUCUUGAUGAUAAGGUUAAGGAGUUUAUCGAAGCAGUAAUUAAUGGAGAAGACGAGACGGGGCUUGUACAUAAGGUUCUUGCAGAUAUUGUUGAGUCCGUGGCAGCUGCUAUUUACGUUGACUUGAAAUUUGAUCUCGAUAAACUAUGGAUGAUAUUUAAGCCUCUUUUGGAGCCUAUAUAUACUCUUGAAGACUUGCGUGGUCGCCCCAUGGCAAUAUUGCAUGACUUUUGCCUGAAGAACGGGAGGCGCCUUGAGAUCAAGCUGAAGCCAAGAGAUGAGACUGAAAAUAUAAGUAUUGCUGGUGUCUAUGUUGAUGACGUGCUUGUUGGCUCGGGUUCUUCUAAGGGGAAUAGUAAUGCAAGGCAGAAUGCUGCUAAAGAGGCUGUACAUAAGUUGUCGCAAUCGAUGGUUGUAAACGAUGGGUCCUUCGAAGGUAUUCCAGCUGGAAACGACAGGUCAUUUCGUAUUGAAGAAGCGAUACAAAUGUUGCAUGUGCUUUGUGUCAAGAAGAGGUUGCUUAAACGUCCAGACUACAAAGAAGAGAACGUGUUAGGCCCUCCACAUGAGAGGAAAUAUUUAUACUCAGUUAAAGUGGUAACUUCAGAUGGUUCCUUGCAAUCUGUGAAGGGAGAUGAAAAGUCAAGAAAAAAAUGUGCAAUGAAUUCUGCAGCUUACAAGAUGUUCCUUGCUUUACAAGAAUAUGAUAAUAUGAUCAACACCAUAAAGUUUUAUAGAAUGACCAACAGAAAAGAAGCUGAUCGUAUGAUCAACACCAAAGAAGCUGAUUGCAAGAUCAAGACAAAGGAAUCUGAUUCCAUGUUGGGUAAUAUUGCCUCACUACUCUACACACUGGGGGCUAAGGCCUACAGGGUGAUAAUAAGUCUCUUGUAUUUUUGAGUGAACCUAGUUUGUUUCUGCUUAAGUCUGUUACUUACACUAGUUAUUGUCUCUGUUUUGGCGAAAUUAGUUGGUUCUUUUGCUAAGGGGAUAAGUAAUUUCUAUUAAGGGUAAUGCGAUGGAGGUAUCCUUCGAUUUACCUAUACAUGUAUAAAUUCCCAUAGCCAGACUUGGCAAGGCAUGAGUGAAGAAGAUAAUCUCAUUUUCUCUAUAAUUUCUAUAUAUAGUUUUCUCUUCCAAAAUCUUCCACACUUGCACCACUAUAUGUGCUUAAUUGUAUAUGUGGUAGGUUCCUCUACCUGCUACAUUUGAACCUGUAACACUUGGUUUGUGCUCGUAGGUUUUAGAUUGCUUGGAGUAAAAAUUGCAUAUACGUGUACAUGUUUGUUUUCUUUUUGGUAAAUUGUACCCAUCCUCAAUCACAUGGUCUAGCAUCCAUCACCAGAAAUGAAACAAUCGGGAUCAACCGUGGAGCAAAUCCUGGGCUACAAUUUCGAGAACAAGAGGCUUCUAGAAGAAGCUCUGACCCACUCCUCCUUUUAAAUCCCGGGUAUAAUAGUGACUCUCCCAAGAAUUAAUUGUUCCUUUCUUUUAAAUUUUUUUUCUUUUCUGUUUGCUUCUCUGUUUUGUAUGUGAAAGGAAUUUUUUUUUUUUUGGGGUUUGUGUUGGAACAGCUUAGUUAUUUCAGAAGGAUUAAAAUUUGUCUUUCCUUUAGCGAUAGCAGAAUUUGGUGAAAAAAAAUAGAAGGUUUAGAAUUGUGUGAAAAUUUGUUAUUUGUAUAUGAGGGUGAAUUUUAAAAACAGGGGAAGGUCUUUUUUUAGUUAUUAGUUUAAUCUUCCCUGUUUUUCUCGGUAAAUUUUCUUAAAAAGGAUUUGGAUUUUUUAUUAAAUGGUUUGAACUCCUAAAGGUUUAAAAAGAAAUGAAAAGCUUGAUUUGCUAAAUUUGUAAUAGAGUUUAGCAAUUUGGCCAUAGACUAUAGUACAACCUUCGAACUUUUGUUGUUGCUGAAUAAAUUUGUAGAGCCUCAGGGGUCUAUUGGAGCUUAUAGUUACUCUUGAAGAUUUGCAAAGUCAAUUGCGACCGGUGACAAAGUUGUUUGACCAGAAGCAUUGGAAGCAUGUUGAUAUCAAGCAUUGGAGAGAUAAGACCAAGAGCAUUACUAGUUGUAUGUGGAUGACCAAUUAAUUGUUACUUCGGGUUCUUCGCACAAAGGCUCCUAAAUCCAUCCCGAGCCUUUUCUUCCACCUCUCCUCUCCAAUCCUCGAUCAAACUUGAUGGGUCGUUUGAAGUUAUUGUUGGGAUGAAUGGGUUAUUUCAUAUUGAAGAAGCAAAACAGAAGUUGCAUGAGCUUUGUGACAAGAGGAAGUAGCCUAAACCAAUAUACAACAUUGAGAAAGAUGAAGGUCCUUCAUAUGAGAAGAGAUUUGUGUCCUCAGUUAAAAUUGCAACUAGAGAUGGUGUGCUAUGCAUGAAGGGAGAUGAAAAGUCAAGAAUAAAGGAUGCGGACAAUUCUGCAGCUUCCUUGAUGAUCCGGGGCUUUACAUGAAUCUGGUUAUAUAUGUAACAUCCCGGUCCAAAAUGAAUUUGUUGCUUCAGGUUC